AUGCAUUGUUUUCAUUUUUCACAAUCACCUUCCGAUUGGUACGUAAAAAUUAUCGAAACUUAUGCUAGCAAUCGAGCACUACAAUUAGGAAAACGGCUACAUGCUCACCUAAUCAUCAAUGGCUUAGCUCGUUCCACACACGUCGCCUCAAAGCUCAUAUCUUUCUACACCGAAUGCCGUCAAAUAUGUGAUGCCCGCAAACUGUUUGACGAAAUUCCCAAAAGAAACACUCGACGUUGGAUUGUUCUGGUAGGCACAUAUGCACGCCACAGCUUCCACCAGGAGGCCAUGGGCGUGUUCUGCGAGAUGCAAAGAGAAGGGCUGGAACCCAACAAGUUUGUAAUACCCAGUGUUCUAAAAGCAUGUGGGCACCUUUUGGAUCGACAAACAGGGGAGAAAUUACACGCUGUUGUUGUAAAACAAGAAUUCGAAUCUGAUCCAUUUGUUAUUAGCGCAUUGAUUGACAUGUACUCAAAAUGUGGGAAAAUCAAUAAAGCAAGAAAGGUGUUUGAUGUGAUGGUAGAAAUCGAUUUGGUGGCUAUGAACACCAUGGUUGCAGGCUAUGUUCAACACAGACUAGUCAAUGAAGCCUUAAUCUUGGUUGAGAAGACACAAUCAAUAGGAGUAAUACCAAAUUUGGUGACAUGGAAUACACUAAUUGCAGGAUUUUCACAAGCCAAUGAUGAUUCAAAUGUCGCUAAACUAUUCCAAUCGAUGAAGGAAUCCGGGAUUCCACCCGAUGUAGUUUCUUGGACUUCAGUCCUCUCUGGAUUCGUUCAGAAUCUUCGAAAUCAAGAAGCUUUUGAUUUGUUCAAGAAAAUGUUGGCAACUGGAAUGCAUCCAACUUCAGCUACAAUCAGUUCUCUUCUUCCUGCUUGUGCAAAUCUUACAGAUUCAGCUCAUGGGAAAGAGAUUCAUGCAUAUUCCAUAGUUAUGGGAAUUGAAAAAGACAUCUUUGUUUCUAGUGCUCUUAUAGACAUGUACUCCAAAUGUGGCUUCAUAUACGAAUCCAAAACACUCUUUCACAACAUGCCUGAAAGAAACACAAUCACAUGGAACUCAAUGAUAUUUGGAUUUGCAAAUCACGGAGAUUGUGAUGAAGCAAUUAGGUUAUUCAAUCAAAUGGUUGACCAAAAAGUCAAACUUGAUCAUCUAACUUUCACAGGUGUUUUAACUGCUUGUAGCCAGUGUGGGAUGAUUGAGCUUGGUAAAAAGCUGUUCUUGAUUAUGCAAGAGAAAUUCAAGAUUGAGCCAAGAUUAGAGCAUUAUGCUUGUAUGGUGCAUUUGUUUGGACAAGAAGGGAAAUUAAAAGAGGCUUAUGAGUUGAUUCAUGAAAUGGGGAUUGAGGCUGAUGUGUAUGUAUGGGGUGCGUUGUUGGGUGCUUGUAAGCUUCAUGGAGAUGUUGGUCUUGCUGAGGUGGCAGCUAAGCGUGUUGCUGAGCUGGAGCCUGAAAGUGCUGGAAGUAGUUUAGUGUUGUCGAAUAUGUAUGCUGAUGCUGGAAGUUGGGGAUAUGCUGCUAGGGUUAAACGAAUGAUGAAGAAGAUGAAGAUGAAAAAGGUUCCAGGGAGUAGCUGGAUUGGAGGUGUGUGA
This is a messenger RNA of Lactuca saligna, 1590 nucleotides long. NCBI's taxonomy places the organism in Eukaryota, Viridiplantae, Streptophyta, Magnoliopsida, Asterales, Asteraceae. The record is from the annotation of a GenBank genome assembly.